Messenger RNA from Fukomys damarensis (Damara mole-rat), 681 nucleotides. Its product is annotated as sentrin-specific protease 8-like. The transcript has 2 exons. Gene Ontology annotation, biological process: proteolysis. Lineage: Eukaryota; Metazoa; Chordata; Mammalia; Rodentia; Bathyergidae. The record is from RefSeq and is a predicted model, not a curated record. Gene Ontology annotation, molecular function: cysteine-type peptidase activity; deNEDDylase activity.
AUGAUGUCCAGCGCAGGCGCGGUCGCAGACGAGUUACGUAGUACAAGAUCAGUAGUCUUGAGUUACGUGGACAGUCUUCUGUGGCAAUCAGAUGUCUCACUACUGGACCCGCCAAGCUGGCUCAAUGAUCAUAUGAUUGGGUUUGCCUUUGAGUAUUUUGCCAACAGUCAGUUUCGUGACUGCUCUGACCAUGUCUGCUUCACCAGCCCCGAAGUCACCCAGUUCAUCAAGUGCACUAACUGCCCAGCAGAAAUUGCCAUGUUCCUUGAACCCCUGGAUCUUCCCCACAGGAAAGUUGUGCUUUUGGCCAUCAACGAUAACUUCAACCAGGCAGCUGCGGGAACCCACUGGAGUUUGUUGGUUUAUCUCCAAGAUAAAAACAGCUUUUUUCAUUAUGAUUCCCAUAGCAAAAGCAAUUCCAUCCAUGAAAGCAGGUAGCAGAGAAACUAGAAGCUUUUCUUAGGUAGGAAAGAAGAUAAACUAGUCUUUGUGGAAGAGAAAGCCCCUGCUCAACAAAAUAGCUAUGACUGUGGGAUAUAUGUGAUCUGUAACACUGAGGCCCUGUGUCAGAACUUCUUUAGGCAACAGCCAGACUCCCUGUUGCAGCUGCUCUCCCCCAGGUACAUCACGAAGAAGAGGGCAGAAUGGAAAAAUCUCAGUGCCAGACUUGCGAAGAAUUAG